CGUUGAGGGCUGCGCCAGGCCAUUCGGCGGACGACAAGCAAUCUGGACGGGCAUGAUCUGCCGGGGGAACACGGCAGUGCCAGACCUCCCAUCCUCUCUCGAAUGAUUGACAGCCACAUCAAGGAGAGACUUGCCCAUACGGAGAUUUCCAGGCUGAUGCGCCGGGAUAUUGUCCUUGGGCACGCGGUGAGGGCGGUGGAUGUGUUGAAUAUGCCGGCAGUGGUCGGGUGCUAUCGUUCUUCCUUCCAUCGCAGCUCCUCCAGAUCGACCACCAACCACUCACUUGGGCCUUGUUGGAUGACAGCCAUCAUCUGCUUCCACCGAGCUGCUUCCAUCGCUCCCACCCCACCGCCGACCCAGCUGCGGUUCUUUGCGUCCUACUGACUUUGUGCCUUCUCCCACCACCUCAUCCAUCCAUCAACACAUGCGCAUUGGUGACAAUACUUGGGCUCGUAUCAAGAACGGCCCCUAAGCCUAAGAGCAGGGAUGAUGACGAACGAUGACGAUUAUUCCCCUCAGCGGCACAGCAAGAACGCCUCGGGUACUUUGUGGCUCAGUGGGUUGCGAACUCAAGACAUGAAACACGGCAUCGCAUGGACUGGCUAGCACCUGGGCUUACUCUCCAAUCCAAUCAGCAACUCCUUCAAGACGCCGGGUCUGCUCAAAGGGGCCAGCAAGCUGGGGGAUAGAGUUGGAUCGGGCAACUCAUCCAGCCUUCUGUGCAUCCUCUCUCCCCCCCUCAACCAAUCACCAUGAGUAACCCUUCGCCUACUAGGACAAGGUACAGAGAAUCGCAUUCCGUGCCAAAAGGCCCCCUUCUCCGCCACAAGAGAUCCAUCUAUCCAACCGACCCCCUGUCAAUCGCAAAGACCCCUUCCGCUCAGCUAAUGUUGCCACGAUGAGAAUCAAAGACCCUUAUUUCAAGUUGGGUCUUGAUCAGCAUCGUAUCAAGCAUUAAUGGACACUGGAUGUGACUGGAGGGGGGGUCUUGGAAGUCCCCUUUGCCACAUGCCUCGAGGAUCGGAGCUUGAAUCGUCGGUUGACUCGAUAUCUUGCAUCCGUUCCCAGGCCUCCACUUACUUCAUGCUACCCGUUCCGCUCCUCGCCUCCUCAUCAUCUCAUUCCACUGAGGUAUCUUGGAGGCGUCAAUGGCAAGUCGGUUUGAUCUGCUCAGUCAAUGGACGUGAGAGCGUACAUGAAUCGUAUUUUUGAAGUGCAAUCUCUUCUCUGUGUCCAACCCCGCUCCCCGGUUUACGAGUGUUUGCUCGCCACGACCACAAAAGUUUGACAUAAAAGCCGGGAAAGGGAAUUGUCAACCUAAACACGGAUUCAGCCGAAGUUUGUAGCUCCGGCUGAUGGCAGCUUUCCGUCAAGGUAACCCUAUUCUUCCUUCUAUCUCUAGGCAGGGACCCCUUUCUUUUUCAUCAAUUCAGAGCACUCGUCGUGUACUAUGUCUUUAGACAACACCAAUGCCGAGUAAAUACUCGCACAGCGUCGUGCUGGCCAGCUACUCCAGUCGGGGGAUCAUCAGCCUGCCGAACGAUGAGAAGCUGGAUAACAGGAAGGGGCUGAAGGCUCCACGAAUUCUCCCGGGUAGACCACCACUACCUCAUGAAUCUGUUUUCACAGGGAAGCCUGAGGCAGGGGUUUCCUCCACGUCCUCAUAUCAUGCCCGCUCCUCGACACUGCAGCCCAUGUCCCCAGCACGAAGGUCGUCGAAAGGACAAUUUGGUGGAUUUACUGGUGCCAAAUCAACUUCCCCAGGGUAUCCAAAGGAGGAAGUAUUCAAUCACGUCAGGUUGAAAGCAGAGACCAGCCGCAAUCGCCCACCUACCAGCGAACGGCAGGUAAUUUUGGACUCGGAGAGUGAGAAGACUGCGAGUGGUAUUGCCCAGGACGACACUUUGCCUCGCACCUCUGGUCUAUCUAAUGGAAAACCGCCAACUUGUUCUCGCCUAACCUCACCCUUUGAUCCCUAUGUCAAUAGUUGGGAGCUCACUCAUCAACGAGAUCAGUCCAGAGCACAGACAAACCCGGCAGAUCAUACCAACAAUGGUAUUUUGAAACGUAACGAAAAGCUGCUCUCGCCUGUGGCACCACAAAAGCAUGACUCCAGCAGAGAUUUCAGAGAUGGAGCUCAACUUCCAGGCAGAGAUAUUUUACCAUUGUAUCGACAACCACCAGCUCUACAGCACAGUGAUGCCGAGCCACUCUUUGCUGCAGGGAACGCCGCCGCAUUGCCGCAAGUCACGGCGAUGGCGGACACCCGUCACCCCAGGAGACAAUUAAUUUCCAGAAAGGCUGUCCAACACAAUGCUAUACGCCACGCACCCAUGCCUGAAACUGAGGGACAAACCUCGAAGCUUCAAAAACCUCGCCGGCCGUCGCUCAGCCGAGCCAACACCAGCUUCAUUGAUCUGUCUGAUGAUGAAACCAGUUCCAAAUCCCGCGGACACACCCCUCACAGGUCAUUGGAAAAGUCACCAUCUACACAUACGUUAUUCUCAGAUAUCGGAGUACAGGAUUCGGCAAUAUCCAAUCAAGCGAAAGACCUUCUCGAUCUUCACGGCGGAGUUACCAUUGGACCAAGGCGGGAGGCACAGGACAAAUGGGAGAUUGCAGCGACGGGGAAUGAUGGUCUGGCAGAACCAAAGGCCCAAAGACGGCCUGUUAGUAUGGGCAGUGGCCAUCCUGAGAUACCGCCUUUACAGAAACGCGCUGCACUCCACAGAAGACAGACCGAGGAAUUAAUUCGACAUUCGGUGUCCCGCAGUCCAGUUCUAGAGUCACGCAAUCUAUCGUGGUUGCUGCUCGACGUGGGACCGAACAUCCAAAUGAAAGACAACUAUCACGACGAGACUCAAUACAUUCCAUACAUUACUUUGCAAUUGCCAAAAUCCGAAGCUCGUGCAGUGGUCACCAACUCAAGCCUGGGAGCCAGUGUGGCCCAGUCCAGCCUCCCAAGGCUUGCGCCUGUCGAGGCCGACUUUUCCAAAGCCUGUGACGGCAACGAAAGCGAGAAGUCCAGUGUGAGAGGAGACGAACCAUUGUGGUCCCCUAAGUCGGCGAAAUCGGCGCCAACAUCCGUGGAGAGCGACGGUCGCCAGCAGCCUAGAUUCUCACACCUCAGUUCUUGUUCCGUUAAGCCAGAACCCCAACCCCAGACAUACCAAGACGUGGACAGUUUAGCAUCGUCCGGGAAGCCCAAAUUGAAGCCCAAAUUCAAGUCAGAAGAAGAGAUGAGGAUGAAGAUUCCCACUCCAAUCCCAUCACCUUCGCUGUCGGCAAGGUCCCCCGAAAUAUCAGGUAAAAGAAUGGUCAGGUCAUCAUCGGGGUCCUUGCAACAGGCGUCAAGGCCUGCAACCAUGCCCGAGUUCGGUGUACCCUCAGUCGUGCGGUAUCAUGACCAGACUCCGCACGUGCAUGAACAGACUACGUCCAGACCCGUCUCGAGAUUGAGCUCAGGUACGCCGCAGAAACAGAAAAUUGGGCCGGAAACAUUACGGAAGCUUGCAUCAUUCUCGCGAUUUCCCAGGAUGGCAAGUACUCAACGACAGGGCAAAGAUGCUACCCUUGUCAGGGCAAUGGAGAGCAAUCAACAAGACAGUGACGAUUGGAUGUUGCCGAAUAUCCCUGUUUCAAAGGAAGCUGCUUCGAGGGCUAGUCUCCUGGAGUCAUUGGCAGCAACCGUAGAAGCUGAGUCGAGGCUCGAACACAAUGCAUUGCAACCAUGGCAUGAUCUCAGCCCGCAGUUCCAAAAUGUGGCCAGUCAGAUGGGAGACGGCAGCGAUGUGGUUGAUGCCAUCUCUCUUUUCUCAAAUGACCACCACAUUCCUCUCGAUGUUCAGGAUGACUAUACAAACAACGUACACGCCGCUGGAGACGAAAUAGAAGAUCCAGACGCAGCUCUCCCUCCACCAGACAUCUCACGCUACCGCGCUGAUCGCACCAGCUCCCGGAAUGGACAGUAUCGCCUUUCACAAUCUUCUCUCACCGCACUCCCUCGCAUGGCAAAUGCAAAAAGAAGCAUGAGCCGACUGUCUUGGGCUAAACGGGAGGGUGCAACGGAACAGACGGUCUGGGCGCUGAAUGCCAAUCCAUCUGUGCCUUUGCCUGCCAGAGCCGAUAUCUCCCAGGAAAAGGAAGGGAAACGGCCUAGGAUGAGGACGGGAAUGAAAGCUUUCUGGGGACGAUUGAGGCGGUGCAUCGAGAGCUGAGAGGACGGUUUAUUUCCCCCCUUUUUUGGUCUUUGCGCGUCUUUUAUCUCCCACUUGCAUUUUUCACUUCUUUACUUCUAUUCUCAAAGACCGAGAUUCAGAAUUAGGAAUCAGGCUUAAUGCUCUCAAGGCACACGGGACAAAUGUACAACGGACGGAGCACAGCACCAGGGAUGCAGGAACAUUCCAGACGUACUGGCUGGCACAAUAUCGCGCAGUGUACACUACACGCUUGGUUAUCCAGUGAUUUGUCUAACCAACGACAUACAUACGCACGCGGGGUGUAUUUACACAUAUGCAUUCAUUGGAUGGCGGCACGAGAGGACAUGAAUGAUGCUGGCUGGGUGGGGUGGGUUGCAUGGAUGAUGGAUGGGUAUGAUUGACCUGAGCUCAGGUAUGGAUACAUAGGUACUUGUAUAUGAUAUACGAAAUGGACGAGUAGACGAACGAAC
Molecule: messenger RNA, 4669 nt
Organism: Cladophialophora immunda
Lineage: Eukaryota; Fungi; Ascomycota; Eurotiomycetes; Chaetothyriales; Herpotrichiellaceae
Exons: 2
Coding region: 1470-4217 (915 amino acids)
Source: RefSeq, a predicted model, not a curated record